UAAAAACUAUUUUAAAUUGAAAAUGAAAUUUUCAGCAACUUUAUCCGCAGCUAAAUUUUCCUUUUUUUUCAUAUUUUCCUUUGUGUUAUUGCUGGAUCAUGCGCUUUGCGACUCGUUUUGCAAAUUUUCCAAUGUAAGGUGUCACUCUUACGACAAGUCAAAGAUAGUCUUCAAAUCAUGCUUCUUGAAGGCAGUGCGUGGCGAGGACAGUUACAUGAAAGUGCAUGCGCAACUGAAGGAGGUUGGCCGGGAAGCGAAUGUUUCUAUUCGCCUGCUAAAGCGUGCCAAUGGUUGGAAACCUUUCCUGUAUAAAGUCCACUUUGACGCUUGUAAAUUUAUGAAAAAUACGCGAGCAAAUCCUGUGGCCGAGUUCUUCUACAACAUAAUGAAGGAGUACAGUAAUGUUAACCAUACCUGUCCGUAUGAUCACGAUUUAAUAUUGGAUAAAUUUCGUCUCAGCAGCGAUUUGGUGAAAUUGCCAUUCCCGAUUGGUGAGUAUGCCGUGGAUACAACCUGGUUUGUUAACGGUCAAUUGUGGGCUCGCGUAAAUGGUUCCUGCCGAGGCGCAGUCGAUAUGUAAUACACACACCAUGAGUAUUUUGUGAAAUAUUUUUAUGGUUAAAAAAAGUUUAAACUAUUAUUCGAAGUGAUUUGUGGCAUUUCAUUAUAUUUUGCAUUAGUCCGAAUUUAUUUUCAAAAAAAAUACAUAUUGUGACUCUUUAAAAAUAUAAAAUACAAAGAAAAUUACAUUAUUUUU
Bactrocera dorsalis (oriental fruit fly) is the source of this 757-nucleotide messenger RNA. RefSeq lists its product as uncharacterized. Lineage: Eukaryota; Metazoa; Arthropoda; Insecta; Diptera; Tephritidae. The transcript has 4 exons. The record is from RefSeq and is a predicted model, not a curated record. Bases 23 to 580 code for a protein of 185 amino acids.